UUCAACUUCCGCUCACAAGUCACAGCUUUUGGCGGUACAGAGUACAACCAGAUCGAAAAGGCAGACUCCCGGCGUCCUCUCCUCCUACAAGCUUAAGAGCUAGCCGCGCUCACUCAUCUCCGCUGCCACUCCAUUCUUGCCACCACAGAGUCGUCAGGCAAGCGCGCAGCCCAUACGUCAAUGGAGAGGUCAAGGUCCUACUCAGAGAAGAGCAGCACCACAACCACCACCCCGGCCGGCGCUGUCACCGAGCUGAGGUGCUACAGUGCCUCCUACGUCACACCCAAGAAGGCAGCGGGCACCGCCAGCUGGCCUCCUUGCACCACGGCUUCUUCCUCGACGUCGGCGGCGGCGGCCGGCCCGAAGGCGAGGUCGUGGAGCGGCAGCUUCCGUAGCGCCCCGGCGGAGCUGCGGAGGAAGAGGAGGGUGGCCGGGUACAGGGUGUACGGCGUGGAGGGGAAGAUGAAGGUGUCGCUCAAGAACGGCGUGAGGUGGCUCAAGGGCAAGUGCACCCAGGUGGUGGACGGCUUUUGGUGAACCCACCGAAGGUGCAGAUCAAUCGGCUUAUUCUAUUUUCUGCCUGGUGAUCAUUGCCGACUUGCCGUGAUCCAAGAGGUGUCCGAACGUGAGUACGGUCACAUUCUUCCUUUUGUCAGCUCUGGCGUCGUGUUUUUCCUCACAUUUUAGUAAGAACAUAAGUGGAAGGUUGCAGGAAAGAAGGGUAGCUGCAGACUGUCUUGACCAUGCAUACACACUUACUAGUAUGCAACCAAUGGAUGCUUGGCUGUUCUUUAAAAUGUACUAUAAACUUGCUCUCGUGUGUGUGUCUGGGAUGUUCAUCUGGCCUGGACGGUUGCAAAUAAACCAACCUAUUUGAUAGA
Messenger RNA from Triticum urartu, 881 nucleotides. RefSeq lists its product as uncharacterized. NCBI's taxonomy places the organism in Eukaryota, Viridiplantae, Streptophyta, Magnoliopsida, Poales, Poaceae. The record is from RefSeq and is a predicted model, not a curated record.